AGCCUGCUGUCCCGUGACUUCUCCUGCAACACCAAGGUCGGCCCUCAGGUCAGUCACAGCUCUCUGUCUCUAUAAAUGACGCCAUGCACAUGUGUGUCAACCAUCACCACAGCUGAAGCAACAACAUGAAGCUCUGCAUCCUGCUGAUUUUUGGGACACUUUUUGUCCUCGUCAAAGGUAUGCCGCCGAUCAGCAGGGAUUACAACACGCACUGCCACUGCCUGCAGGUGGAGUCCAGGAUCAUCCCCCCGGACAGGAUGAGGAGCAUCAAGCUGGUCAGUGAAGGGCCCCACUGCCCGCACAAGGAAGUCAUAGCCGGACUGACCAACGGGAAGAAGAUUUGCCUGAACCCUCGUUCACCGUGGGUGAAGCAGCUCAUCCAUUUCAUUUUCAACAGCAACCAGCAGGGAGCAGCACUCCCCAAGAAACAGCCUUAAAAUGCAACAAAAUACCAGCUCCUUUCUGCAAAUAUGAGCCACGCUGUUUAAUUAUCUAACCUGACAGUGCAACUUUUAUAUUAUUACUCCUGCGUAUUAUGAAGCUUUGUGGUAUUAUGGAGUCAAACAGUUAAACUAAAUUAUGUCAUUAAUGCCAGAAAUGUUAACUUUCAUUUUUUAAAAUGUGUUGGAAAAGAACAUUAUGAAAAUUAAGAAAAACUAUGGUUUGUCUGAAACUGAAAGCCUUCAUUGAACAACCUCCUGUCAUAACAUUCUAAUAUGUAAAUACAUAAUAGUCUGUGUGAGAUGUGAUAUUUUUGGUGUAGUUUCACUGACAACAGCAAGUUUUUGUUUAAAAAAAGGGAUGUUACCUUCAUAAUCACUCAAAAAAAACAAGAAACCUACUUUUUUAAAUCUGGAAUUAAAUGUUUUUCAUUUUAAAGACAUGCAUGUUCACAGUCUCUAUUUCAGAACAGACAAAAACAUACUUCAGCUGAAAAUUAGGAUUUUAGAACAUUUCUACAUUUUAAACAUUUUGUAAGAUUGCCCCUUUAAGAGUCAUAUUGUGUGAAAUGAUUUUAUUUAUCUUUUAAAGUUAAUGGUGCAAUAAUAUUUUUAUUUAUGGAAAUUGUUUUGCAGAACAAAAUCCAAUAAAAACAACAUAUGUCAUUAGUCAAUAAAUAAAAUUAAAGAAUGAUCAUGUAAAAGCAAAUAAAACACUAACAAUAAAAAACACCAGGAAAAACAAAAUCCUUUGACAUCAGUGAGGUGUUAAUUCAUAUUUAAAUACCCUACAAUUUUAGUAUCGUUCAUUGAAAAACUCUGAACAACUAAAGCAAAUUGUAGGCCUGAAAUGACUCAAAAAGAAGGCAAUUCCUUCAAAAUCUGAUUUUAUUUAUAUAUAUUUUUUUAGGAGUUACUGGCUCAGUUUUUUUUUUUUUUUACCUACAACUGUUUUCCAGAGACCCGGUGACCCGUAUGAGUGUGAUGAAAUGUUGUAUAAAAUGACCCCUUUAACAUCCUCAUUCAUUUAUAUUAUUACUA
This is a messenger RNA of Thalassophryne amazonica, 1481 nucleotides long. It is a transcript of the gene cxcl19, whose product is annotated as chemokine (C-X-C motif) ligand 19. The transcript is spliced from 3 exons. The record is from RefSeq and is a predicted model, not a curated record. Gene Ontology annotation, biological process: inflammatory response; antimicrobial humoral immune response mediated by antimicrobial peptide; neutrophil chemotaxis. Gene Ontology annotation, molecular function: chemokine activity; CXCR chemokine receptor binding. Lineage: Eukaryota; Metazoa; Chordata; Actinopteri; Batrachoidiformes; Batrachoididae. Bases 126 to 437 code for a protein of 103 amino acids. Gene Ontology annotation, cellular component: extracellular region.